AUGACAGCUUAUCAAGAGGAAAUGCAGCACACAGACCUCAAGAUGAUAAUGGUCAUGUGGAUUAAUGUGGUGCUGUUUAAUAAAUUUGAUCCUGCACAAACAAACAGCGUCCAUCAGCCGAACCCGGUAAUCACUGCUACUGCUGGUGAUAACGUGACUCUACAGUGCUUUCUGCUGGGAGAACAAAAUACUGAACCCAUCGUCUGGUACAAGCAAGCAGGAGGACACGAACCUUCUUUAGUGGCCGUGGUACAGAAAGCACAGGAUCCCAUUUACAAAGAUGAAUUCAAUCCUCCAAGGUUCAGAAUCGAGAAAGGAAGCAAGAACUGUCAUUUGAAGAUAAUCAACGUGAACCCAUCAGAUGAGGCCAUGUAUUACUGUGGCUUAAUUCCAUUUUACACAGUAUUUGCAAAAGGAACAUUUUUAUCAGUGAAAGGUAAGCAUUUAUGAUUUUAAAAUAUUUAGAAUUAUAAUUAAAUUGCGGUCCAUACGUAUUCCUUAACCUUUGAAAAAUGUAGCAAUAUGUAAAUGAAAUAAUUGUGUGUACUUAUUCUUAUAUAGAAGUGCUAACGUAAUAAUGUACGAUUAGUUAAAUUUGUGUGUAAGGUGUGUGAUAUAGUCUGUGUACAAUAAUUUAGGAACCACAUUGUGUAAUUUGCAGCACAU
Messenger RNA from Ictalurus punctatus (channel catfish), 666 nucleotides. RefSeq names its product immunoglobulin iota chain-like. The record is from RefSeq and is a predicted model, not a curated record. NCBI's taxonomy places the organism in Eukaryota, Metazoa, Chordata, Actinopteri, Siluriformes, Ictaluridae. The transcript has 2 exons. Gene Ontology annotation, biological process: response to bacterium. Bases 1 to 450 code for a protein of 149 amino acids.